Physcomitrium patens is the source of this 2692-nucleotide messenger RNA. Lineage: Eukaryota; Viridiplantae; Streptophyta; Bryopsida; Funariales; Funariaceae. The record is from RefSeq and is a predicted model, not a curated record.
GACUUGAAUUUACAUGUCAACCUCAAGCGAUUAAUGAAACUCUUCCGCUACUCUCGUCUUGGAUUUGUGCAACUUUGCAGUUAGAAAAUUUGCGUGAAGAAAAUCAAUACCUGAAAAGAACCAUGUCAAAGAUUGAAAAGGAACCAAUAGCGCCACCUUUAAAAGAGAGACGGAGCGCACCGUCUCCAAGGGUGCACUGGACAAGAGAACCUAAGUGUCAAGCACUUAUAGCCCUAGCCCGUCCUACAGCUUGGAGACAGGUGAAGACGGCCCGUGCCAAUCAUGAUGAAGAUUCAAAAGAACAGAAAUCUCCUCCUGAACACGAACCUUACAGACAUUCUACAUCACCUGUCCAACGAACACCACGUUUUUCAACUCAGAAAAUUAAGUAUGAGACUUCUCCAGAGAGGGAAAGGAAGCCUUUAAUCUUUAAGCCGAAGACUACAAUAGCAGUUGCAAGGGGUGAGCCAGCGGGAGAUGAAAUCUCAAAAGCAGUUCAAGAGAUGGAUGCUCCACACAAGCAGAAAAGGAGCCAGAAAGUUGUCAAACAGCUCGUAGCUAAGGAAUUGUUGGAGAGAGUGGAGAAAAAGAAGAAAGAGCGAAAUUGUAACGAACGCGCAAGACGUUAUAAGCGGGCAAUACAAUAUUCUUCCCCGCAUAAAUCAGAAACUCCAUCUGAAAGUGAUAAUGAAGUUGAGGAACACACCACAAUAGACGAAGAGGAAAAGGUUAAAAGAAUCCAAGAAAUUUCUGAGGUUGCUGCCAUUGAAGUUGGAGAAGAUAAGCCUACUAUACCAAUUCCAGAAAAGCAGAAGUGGUUGAGUGAGCAUCCCUAUAUUCCCAUCCCUACUUUGCCAUAUGCAGUGGCAAAGUAUCCACAUCCAGAGACAGCGUUUGAAAAAGUGCACGAGGAGAUUGCAAAUGAAUUUGAUGGCCAACUUCGUGAGGAGCUGAAAAAAUUUGGAAUACCAUCAAACACGAAUGGCAUCAGUGAUACUACUUACAACUCAAUUUCUAGCGCACUGGAUAAGCAGCGAUCAAUGCGUAUGUCUCAAAUUCAUGGUGAUGAGCGAAAAGUAAUGGAGUAUGAGAGAGGCGCUAUUCUCUGGCAUAUGCAGAGAGCUGUACAUGAUCGUGACAUGGAAAUAAUUGAGUCGCAAUUCGACGUCACCACGGCUUCUGGAUCUGAUCACUUCAGUGAUACUAAUGCAUCUGAUGAGAGUGAAGGCGAGUCUGGUAAGAGUAAUUACAAUUCAAGCCGAAGCCACCAAUCUCAAAAAAGCGACGAAUCCGACUCUGAGUUAAACAAGAAAGAUAACGGAUUAGCUGAACGGAUGUCUGGGGCCACGAGUCUCAUGAGAAGCAGCGAACAAUGUAGUGUGCAAAGCAGUAAUAUUGGUGAUAGUCCACGAAGUAGUGAUGUACCAGAGACAACAUUUCCAUAUAAGAAUCAAGCUGUCGAUCGCGUUAAGAAAUCAAUUUUAUCAAAAGUAUGUGGCCCUGGAUCUCCAUCCUAUGGUCUUACGAAAGAUAUUUCCAGAGCUUUUUCAUGGAAGCAAAACCAAGUAAAUAUCACCUACAACAAACAGGAGUCGUUAACACAAGCACAACACAAAAGAUCUACAUCUGAAACCACUGACACCGCUCGGCAGUCUGAAGUAGGGGAAGAAGUAGAAGAGGCACCCGGAUUAGGUGAUUGGGAAAGUGAUGAGGACGCAGUCCCAGUGAGCGUAAAGCACACACGCGUUAAAAUUGAUGACCACAAGGUUGUGUCCGCGUCAAGAGACUCUUUUGUUCGCGACUUAUCACCUCCAAAGGAAAUAUUGGAUCUGCAUCAAUCAAAGUCAACUAUGGCAUCCUACUCCUACAAAUCAACUCUCCCACAAACUAGUCCCAAGUCGUUUACAGCAAAUUCAAGUGAAAACAAUGGGGACUCUUAAUUAAGGUACGAAACUGUGGAAAAUCUAAAUGUAACUCAACUGUUCGCCAAUGUACAAACAGUCCUCUUUCCAGCUUAGGAUGCAGAAACAGACAGUAUGACACAACAAGUCGAGGAACAUCGGACUUGCUUGUGAAGGAAAUUUCCAGAUGUGUAGAGAGACGUGUACCCAAAGGUGAUGAAUUGCUUCUUGCCUUAGCCUGUUUCACAAUCCAUGGUCACCAACCAUUCAUUCCAUUAAUAGCAAAAUUCUCAGUAACGCUUCAAUUGUAGUUUCUAAUUAAUGACGAUAACAUUCCAUACAAUGAGUGAUAUAGCAUUCAGAUUAGCCGGAAGGCUGAGCCGAAGCGGCGCCUCCCAGCACCGUUAUUGUUGACCAAGUCGAUACUCUACUCUAGGCAGAAUCAGGAUUAGGCAUCCUGAUCCUCAAGAGAGACAGUAUUUAGUAACAACACUCCCUCUCGGGCUCUCCCUCUCACUACUACAACAGCUUUGCCAUAGAUCCAACAGCUCCCUCUAACUUUUGUAAAAGGCAAGAAUUUUUGUCUAGAAGUAGUCAGCUUGUAGUAGGCAUAAGCAAGAUGCCUAAUUUCUCUCUCAAUUCAGCUAUUUUGUGAGAUUCUUGGAAGUAGUCAGCUUGUAGUAGGCAUAAGCAAGAUGCCUAAUUUCUCUCUCAAUUCAGCUACUUUGUGAGAUUCUUAGAGUUUGAGUUUGGUCAAGAAAUCUACUUCUCCAUGUGUUAAUAUGUAUUGA